GUUCCACAGAAGAUUUCAGUUCACUUUAUUUCAUUAACAAGCACCAAUCGCUCAAGAAUUACUUAAUAACAUCCAUCAGUAUUUUGACAAAUGACUUAGCAGCUGCAAUGGAUACGUAGACUUUAAGAACUCCAUCAAGCAAUCGAUUUAAAGCAAAAAAAAAAUUGAGACUAGAAUUGUGUUUUUUUUUAUAUCUUCAGUGAAUCAAGUUUUUUUUGCUGUAGCAUUUGUGAUUGUGGAUUAAUAUAAUACAUACAAAGUGCACUGAGAAUGGCUUUCAGUUGGCUGCAAAGACGAGAAAAAUUUGGAAAUAAUCGAAAUCAAACGGGAGAUUUUGCAAGGAUUUACAGCUCAAUUUAUUCUACAGUUGGUCCAUAUUCUAGAGUCUGUAACAAUUAUGGAGGAAUAUUUGGACUUGAAUUUUCAUCUGAUGGCUCGGUUCUAGUUGCUGCAUGCGAGAAGAAGUCUGUCAUUAUAUAUGAAACAACCAACAGAAAACCGAUAAAGAUUUUGGACGAUGUGCAUAGUGACUGUGUUAAUUGCAUAAAAUUUCUUGACGACCGAUUGUUUGCAACUUGCUCUGAUGAUACAACAGUUUUAAUUUACGAUAUGAGGAACCUAAAAUCCAAAAUCAGAACAUUGCGUGGCCAUUCAAAUUGGGUUAAAAAUAUUGAAUAUUGUAAGCGCGAAUGUCUUUUGGUGACGAGUGGCUUUGAUGGAUCUAUCUUUACUUGGGACUUGAACUCUUACACUGAAAAUAAUCUAACGUAUCAAAAGGUUUUUCACACACCGGGACUUAUGAGAUGUCGAUUAACAUCAGAUGGACAAAAGCUUGCAAUCUGCACGACUGGCGGUUAUUUAAUAUUGAUUCAUGAUUUGGAUUUAAAUACUUUAUCGAGAGACCUGCAAGGAUUUCGUCCCAAUUUAUAUAGAUUGAUGCAAGUUCGUCGUCAAUAUCUUCCAAUUGCAUCAAAAUAUGAUCAUCUUUUUAGUAAAAAUCAAAAAUCAAAUCGCGUUGAACUGAUUUCCGACUUUCCUAAAGGAAAUGAUGCAGAAGUAAUUAGCUCAUUGCAGGUUCAUCCAUACAAUUGGUGUGUUUUAAGUCGAAACAAUAGCUAUGACGAAAGCAGCGAAUGGACUUGUGUUCAUGAUAUUCAAGAAAUCGACACAGAGGAAGAGGAAUCGCCACCGAUACCGGAAAUUCUACAGCAAUAUGAAAAUGUGGAUGGAAGUGAGACAAAUUCGGAAGUUGUUCCAUUUAGUAGUAAUGCUAGUAAUAAUAGCGACGAGACAAGUAAUGAGACAAAUAGCACUGAUCACUCGAACAGACUUGGAAAUCCAAAUAUUCAAAUUGAUGCGCCUGAUGAUGAGCCACAACAAAAUGAUGGACAAAAUUUGAAUAUAAGUGAUAAUGAUGAUGAAAUUCAAAUUAUACCGUAUCAACCGACUUUAAGGCCAUCACUUAUUAAUACAGAGGAAAUUUUAGAUCUGUGGACUGGAAACAUUCCAUUUUACCAAAGAAGUCGUCGAACCUUAACAGAGCGUCCACAUCGGAUAAAUACAGGCAUUUUAUCAUUGAAUCAAAGAAAUGUUCGCAGGCCAAACAUUAAGCAAAACUGUCGACGACUUUUGUAUUAUUGUGCUGAACCAAAUGAAGGAAAAGGCUUUAUUAAAGAAUUAUGUUUUAAUAACGAUGGUCGACUAAUCUGUUCCCCAUACAAAUCUGGCAUCAGACUACUGUCGUUUUCUAAAGAUUGUGAUGAAUUGGCAAAUAUACUUCCAACAAGUUACAAAUCCAAUGUUUUACCACAAAAGCUUACUGAAGUUUUUCUAAAACCUGAUCAGCAUCAAGAUAUAGUAGUCAGUACAAAAUUUAGUCCUCGAGCACCGAUCGUGGUUUCUGGAUGCCUAAGUGGCGAAUUAAGCUGGUAUCAAUGCAUAAGUUAAACUAUCUCUCUUCAGUCUUACUAUUUAUAAAUCACUUAAUAAAUGAAUGUAAUUAAUAUUAAUUUUU
This is a messenger RNA of Chironomus riparius, 2014 nucleotides long. Lineage: Eukaryota; Metazoa; Arthropoda; Insecta; Diptera; Chironomidae. The record is from the annotation of a GenBank genome assembly.